Penaeus monodon (black tiger shrimp) is the source of this 540-nucleotide messenger RNA. RefSeq names its product KRAB-A domain-containing protein 2-like. The transcript has 3 exons. The record is from RefSeq and is a predicted model, not a curated record. Lineage: Eukaryota; Metazoa; Arthropoda; Malacostraca; Decapoda; Penaeidae. The coding region runs from base 1 to 540 and encodes 179 amino acids. Gene Ontology annotation, molecular function: nucleic acid binding.
AUGGCAGACACAACGGAGGAGAUAUUCAAGCGCGAACUUUAUCGGAGAUAUGAGCCGAUGAAGAGGGUUUUGAUAUCGAAGGAGCAAUAUUUCAAAAUUAUUGAUGAACUGAAGCAAGCAAAGUCCAGCAACAAAAUGAAAGUCGACGAUGAACCGAUCUUGUACUAUGUCAUCAUCGAGGAUACUUACGAUGUAAUUAAGGGAGCACACAUCGCUACAGGUUAUGGCGGGCGGGAUCGCAUGAUCAAAGAAACACGAGAAGCUCUUGAAUUGUUUAAAUCGUACUGUGAAGAGUGCCAGAAGAAAAGAAAGCGACCAGUUACAAAGGACCACCUCACCAAAUUUUGUGUCCUGCGUCCGCUAUCGUCGAAACGUGCAGCAGAAGUGGCGCAUCAUCUCACUGACAUAUUUCUCUUGUUCGGGGUUCUGUACAUAUUACAGAGUGAUAAUGGGUUAGAGUUCACAGCCGAAGUGACAAGUGAGCUGAAAAUCAUCUGGUCCAAACUUGUCCUCGUUCAUGGAAAGCCUUGGCAUCCAUAG